CCUCUGGGGGCAGCCUAGUGUCGGGCAGCUAAGGGCUGAAUCAGGCGCAAUCCCAGAUUUUACCACGAACGGACCCCAACCUGGCUGACAUCAUUGCGUCUGGUGAUAUAGAUAGAUCCGUAGUACCUCCUCCUUCCUCCUCUCAUCCAUUUGGAGCAGCCUGUGUGUGUGCAGUCAGUGGCACUUAAUCACAGAGCGCACCAAGGCAGGAGGCGGACCGUCGGGCGUGAACGAAAUAGUAACGGUGCACCGGAGAGGCAGCAGUGUGCGGGACAACGCAGGGAGAGGAGCUAUCCACAGGACGUUUUUUCAGCAGCCGCUCUCGGUUGUUCCUCGUCUUCCUCCUCCACUGGAUCAAGUGUUGCAGGUUUUAUUUUAUUUUUUAAAAUCUCCGUCCCGUUUCGGUUGUCUUCUCUCUCUCUCGCGUCCGACUCGUUCGCCGCCAGUGCUUCGUUGGAGAUGUCCAAAAAAAGACCAGCCGAGCCGGAGUCCCGGGUGAAACAGCAAGCUUCUCUGGGCAACAUGACUCGCCUCCCUUGUUUCUCACCGGAGUCUGUAGAAUGAAGACGGCUUAAAUAAAGUCCGGAGCAAAGCGCAAAGAUGUCGGUGCCUUUGCUAAAGAUCGGCGUCGUGCUCAGCACCAUGGCGAUGAUCACCAACUGGAUGUCGCAGACCCUCCCCUCUCUGGUGGGGCUCAAUACUACCAAGCUCACGGCGGCGCAGGGAGGGUACCCAGACCGGAGCACCGGAGUGUUGCCAGCAAACCCAGAGGAAUCGUGGCAGGUGUACAGUUCAGCCCAGGAUAGUGAGGGAAGGUGUGUCUGCACUGUGGUGGCGCCCCAGCAGUCCAUGUGUUCACGGGACGCCCGCACCAAACAACUGAGGCAGCUGUUAGAGAAGGUCCAGAACAUGACCCAGUCCAUCCAGGUGCUGGACCAGCGAACCCAGAGGGACCUGCAGUACGUGGAGAAGAUGGAGGUCCAGCUCCGCGGCCUGGAGACCAAGUUCAGGCAGGUGGAGGAGAACCACAAGCAGAACAUCGCCAAGCAAUACAAGGCCAUAAAAGCGAAAAUGGAGGAGCUUAGACCGUUGAUACCAGUGUUGGAGGAGUACAAAGCCGAUGCCAAAUUGGUAUUGCAGUUUAAGGAGGAGGUCCAGAAUCUGACGUCAGUUCUAAACGAACUUCAGGAGGAGAUGGGGGCCUAUGACUACGAGGAGCUCCACAACAGAGUGUCAAAUCUUGAGGAGAGACUCCGAGCAUGCAUGCAAAAAUUAGCAUGUGGCAAACUGACGGGCAUCAGUGAUCCCAUCACCAUCAAGACGUCUGGAUCCAGGUUUGGCUCCUGGAUGACUGACCCCCUGGCGCCUGAAGGAGAUACACGGGUCUGGUACAUGGAUGGUUAUCACAACAACCGCUUCGUGCGGGAGUACAGGUCGAUGCAGGACUUUAUGACGUCGGACAACUUUACGUCCCACCGGCUGCCCCACCCGUGGUCAGGAACUGGUCAGGUGGUCUACAACGGCUCUAUCUACUUCAACAAGUUCCAGAGCCACGUCAUUAUCAAGUUCGACUUCCGCACUUCUUCAAUCAGCAAGUCCCGGCAGCUUGACUACGCCGGCUUCAAUAAUGCGUAUCACUACGCCUGGGGUGGCCAUUCCGACAUUGACCUGAUGGUGGAUGAGGGAGGCUUGUGGGCUGUCUAUGCUACUAACCAGAACGCCGGCAACAUUGUCAUCAGCAAGCUGAACCCCAACACGCUGCAGAUCAUCAAGAGCUGGACCACCAACCACCCCAAAAGGAGUGCCGGCGAGUCUUUUAUGAUCUGUGGUACGCUCUACGUCACCAACGGCUACUCAGGAGGCACCAAGGUCUACUACGCUUACUCCACCAACUCUUCUACUUACGAGUACAUUGACAUUGCCUUCCAGAAUAAGUACUCACAUAUCUCCAUGCUGGACUACAACCCACGUGACCGCGCCCUCUAUGCCUGGAACAAUGGCCACCAGGUCCUCUACAAUGUCACAUUGUUCCACGUUAUCCGCUCAGAAGAACUGUAACUACGGAAAAUGGAUUACAUACAUAAAUACAUAUUGUCUGUGUAGAGAUCUCCCUAUAUACAAAAAUAUAUCUACGAAAGAAAAAGACUCUAUGGCAAGACCAUUCUAUUUAUAAUAUCAAAUAACUUUUACUGAGAGACUGCAUCAACAGUGAAUGCAAAGUGGAUUGAAUGUGCAUAUACAUGAGACUGAAAAAAAUCUAAAAUUGAAGGGUUUCAUUCCAAAAUGUGAUAUAUUUGUUAUAGAAAAAAUUAAUUUAUCAAUUAAUAUCACAAACUCACAGAUGAUUGUUAGAAAAACAGAACUGUUUUGUAAAUAAAGGUCUUAAUAUGACUUCUAACUUUAAUAGUUUCCCAUAGUAGACUUUAUUUUAAUAGCUGCCAUCUUUUUGUUAGAGGUGUUUUAUUUUGGAAUGAAACUCUUUAAUUGUUUGCCGCAUAGAAAAUGAUUGUAAAAGUAGACUAAUAUAUAAGAUUUAAAAGAACAAGAACAGAUGCCAAAAAAAAAACAUCACGCCUUUUUUUUUAAUAUGAUGGAAUAUCAACCUAAGCUCAUUCCUGUGGCUCCGGUUCUUCUGCAGAAACCCUCCCAGCUGAACUUUUCUUUUGGUCAAUGGGGGUCCUGAAAACGAAGACUGUUGGUAAUAAACUGUUGGAUCCCCAGGUCCCAUGGACAGACAGAGAGGUGGGGGGUCAAUCUUGUCAGAAGACUUGAUAGCCUAAUGGGUGACGUCUGUCAUAUUGUUUUUAUCAAGUACAGUAGCAAAUCAAAAGUCUGUAGAGAAACAGCAAACAACAAUAACAACAUCCACUAAAAGACCUGAAGGCACUGACUGUUGACAGCGCUGUUUUUUGAGAUGAUUUUCCUGUGUUAGUGACUAUGUGUGAAAAAGGCUUUCUUUGCAUGAGUGUUUUCUAUCACUCCGGUCUGCUCUUCUGAAUGUCUUUUGCUGUAUGAUACUAUUAAAAAAAAAAAGGAGGGAGGGAGGGGGAAUGAGGUAGAAUACCUUUGGGAUUUGAGGAUUUGCAAUAAUUAUUAACUUUUUUCCUGCUUCUUUGUAUUUAGUUCAUGUUUUGUUUAUUUCUGUUUCUUUGCAAUCAUUUUAUUUUUCAAAUGUUCUUGUAUCACUGUAACUGUUGGCACCGGUUCUGCCUCUCUGUAUUUGUUUAUUUGGACUGCGUGGGAGGAAUCUAUCUAGCUCACAUCUCUCUGAAGAAGAAAAAAAAAAUAAUAACAGAAUGUAUCAAGUAUUGUAUCCUGGGAACCUGGUCCUCCUAUCAUCAAUUCACAUCAUGCGCCUGUAGUAGGGAGAGUUUUCUUUUAGAGGAUAAUCCUGUCUCAUGUCAUGUUUCCCCCCCACUGCUAGUGAAGGAUAAUGCUGUUUAAAUGUAUACCCUUGCCGAGGGCAAAAGCUUUUCACUCUUUUUGCGCUUUGCUGGACAUGUGUUGUAUCUGAGAUGAGAUAGUUAAUGAUUCGUGUCAAUAAAACAGAGAAAUCUAA
This is a messenger RNA of Dicentrarchus labrax (European seabass), 3559 nucleotides long. It is a transcript of the gene olfm1b, whose product is annotated as olfactomedin 1b. The record is from RefSeq and is a predicted model, not a curated record. Gene Ontology annotation, biological process: signal transduction. NCBI's taxonomy places the organism in Eukaryota, Metazoa, Chordata, Actinopteri, Moronidae. Bases 601 to 2058 code for a protein of 485 amino acids. The transcript is spliced from 6 exons.